AUGCUGUCCAACAUCCUCCUCGCAGCUGCGGCUCUGGCUGCUGUGGCCCAUACGCAGACGAUCGAAACCUCCAGCGCUUCUUCAGUCGCUGCCUCUACCACCGUCUCGCAGGUGAUGCCUCCUGCCGCUACCGCUUCCUUCAAUCCAGCGGGAAUUGACUCUACCACCGCAUUCAACUGGUGCCAUGCCCAAUUGAACACCUGCCCGCAAAUCUGUGGGGGAAUUGCUUCCCAAAAUUUGUGUGACCAGAACACGUUCACUUACAGCUGUGUCUGCCCCAACGGCACCGCGCCCGACUGCACAGCCUUCAUCGAAACUCUCCCAUUCUACAUCUGUGAAGAGACCUAUAUCCAAUGCAUCAACAAUCAUCCCAAUGACGCUCAAGCUCAGUCUGUGUGCGCGGAUAAUGAGCAAUGUGGUACCCGUAAUGCGACAGCUGAAGCCCUUGCUGCUACUUCUGCCGCAUCCGCCUCUUCGGCUGCGGCGACUUCUUCCAGCGCACCAUCUUCUGCUUCUGAAUCUGGCUCCGCAACUGCUGCUAGUUCUACACCUUCUCCAACCGAGUCUGGAAACGCUGCUAUGGGUCUCUCCCAACACAUCACCACUGGUGCUUUUGCAGCAGUCUUGAUGGCAGCUUUCAAGCUCAUGAUCUAA
Rhinocladiella mackenziei CBS 650.93 is the source of this 654-nucleotide messenger RNA. RefSeq lists its product as uncharacterized. NCBI's taxonomy places the organism in Eukaryota, Fungi, Ascomycota, Eurotiomycetes, Chaetothyriales, Herpotrichiellaceae. The record is from RefSeq and is a predicted model, not a curated record. The transcript is spliced from 3 exons. The coding region runs from base 1 to 654 and encodes 217 amino acids.